AUUUCACUGUAUGUGCUCUCCAGCACAGUGUGCUGAGCUCCUCUGUACGGAUCUGGAGUCAAGUCUUGUUGUAUCCCGAAGGUCACACACGUGGGGUUAGACUUUAUCCAUUGGAUUUUUAUACACAAUGAAUUUUCACGGAAUCAACUCAAAUCAGAGAAAGGAGUUAACUAUUUAGACCUCCAAUAGCCAGAACUUAAGCUGAUUCUCUGCGCAUAGAGAUUCCUAUAAGGAAGUAGAAGAUGCAUCUACUGUCAUUACCUGUGCUAUUUUUAUUAUCAUCUUUUAUGAUACCUGCAGAAGCUACGUUUAAUUUGGAUUUCUCGUCACUGCUGUCAACUCUUCUUAAAAGUAAAAAUAAUGGGGCAGAUUCUGGAUACGUCCCAGGGAGCAGUUUAUCAAGACACAAACGAGCAGCUCUGGAUGCAGAAUAUACAGUCGAUAUUGAAGUCAGUUUCCAGGACCCCACUUUACAAGACACUAUCAAGAACUUCAUAAACGGGUUAACGUAUCCAUUGAACUUAACUGGUGGGACAACUAUACAAAGUAUAAAUGUGACUACAGCAUGCACUCAGGUUGGCACAAAUCUGCAGUGUAAAUGUGAAGAUGGUUUUAUAUGGCCGACAGAUAUCUGCAGUAAUUACUCACAAUGUUCUGAUAAUUCAACUGUUAGUAGCUGCAAUUGCAUCAACAUGACUGAAAACACUGGACAGUAUUGUCAAGCAGCGACCACUAUGAGUACCACAACUGCUAUGACCACUCUGAGCAUAACAACCCCUUCAACCACUAUGAGCACUAUGAUUCCUAUGAGCACUACAAGAACUACAACCCUUUCGACCACAACAAUCCCUUCAACUACUAUGAACACUACGAUUCCUAUGAGCACUACAAGAACUACAACCCUUUCGACCACAGCAAUCCCUUCAACAACUAUGAACACUACAAUUCUAUUGAGCACUACAAGAACUACAACCCUUUUGACCACUACAAUCCCUUCAACAACUAUGAGCACUACGACCCCUAAGAGCACUACAAUAACCACAACGCCUACGACCACUAAGACCACCACCAGAACUACGACCACUAAGAGUGCUACGAUCACUGGAAACCCCCAGCAAAAAAGCCUCAGUCUUGGAAUUAAUGAACUAUUUACAGAUGACCUGAAGAAUCCAUCUAGCCCAAAGUAUAAAGAAUAUAAAAAUAAACUGGACACUGCGCUAUCUGAAAGCUAUAAGUCCCUGCCUGGAUUCAGAUCAGCAGCAGUAACAGGCUUCAGACCUGGGAGUGUCGUUGCUGAUUACACAAUCACUGCAGAUCAAUUUGAUGCUUCUUCAAUCCAAGCAGCAAAUAACAACUUACUUGCAAAUUUAACAGGAAUUUUCAAUCUCACUAACCCACCCAUCCUAAAUAAAGUUACAGAUAACAUCACUCUGAACCGGUCUACCGAAUUUCCAUAUCUUGGUGAUAAUGUAACCUUUUUCUGCAAUGUCUCCAUUAAUUCUUACUCAACUAUCAACUGGUACCUAAAUGGUGGCCAAUCCAUUCCUAAUGCUACAAACAAGACAAAUGUACUAAGUGGCAUGAUCUCAUUCACCUUAACGAUAUCAUCACUUACUGCCAGCAAUGCGGGGACCUACUUUUGCAUCGUGAAUCAAGACACUAACUCCUAUCAGGCAUCGGUGAACCUUACUGUGCAAACCAUACAGAUGAAUAUACUAAAUGGAAAUGUGAUUUGUAAUGAUGCCGCCAUGUCUGUGCUCAGCUGCUGUCCAAGUUCAGAAGAAAAUAGGCUAAAGCUAUCUUGUCAGAAUAUCAGUGGAAAUGACUUAACUACAAAAUCCGUAUUCUGGAAUAAUGUUAGUUCAUGUCAAGAGCUGCAAAUCAAGGCAACACAAGACCAAUGUGUAUCUAACAUAUCUUCUAAUUACAACUGUGUUUGUUGGUCCAACAAUGGUGCCAUAACAAAUCAAUCUAUUACUGUUAGAUAUUCGACCCUACAGAUAUAUCCUGUGGUUGACAUUUUCAAAGUAUCACAAGGGAAAGUACUUCAGUUGCAAUGUAAAGAAAGCGACUCGAUAACGUGGAAGUUUAGCAGUACUGGUAACUCAUUGACAGCAAUGCCCAUUAGCCAAACAUAUUAUACCAAUGUGGGAAAAAUAUCUACACUAACAAUUCCUAGUGAUACGUUGAAUACAAAUUGGAACGGUACAUAUUACUGUUUUUCAAACAACAUGACAACAUCGAGAAGAGUUGACGUCUAUAGCCUGAUUCCAGCCAGCCAGAUUCAGAUUCAGCCAGCUAGUUUCUCGUAUGUCUGUGAAACUUCAGUAACAUUUACAUGUUGCGUGGAUAACAUUAACAAUUACCUUAAUGCCAAAUUAAUCAUUUCAAAGGAAGAACGAGAUAUGAAGCAAAAUGGCCCAUGCUACACAGCAUCUUAUGAAGUACCUGCUCCCUGUGUUACCAAUAUUAUGGCUACAUGCAAAAUCUUUAACCAGUUAAAUGACUCUGUAACUAGUAUGGACAUGACAGGAUAUCCACUAAGCAAAGCUGUCAGGUCAGACAAAGAGAUGCCAGGCACACACAGCCUGCAGGCCUCAGAUUCAGACUCUGAUACCAGCGUCACUAGCCGCAAAAGGGAGCCCUCGCCCCUUACAAAGAAAGAUCUGAAAGACUUACUAUCUGACAUGAAAUCACUAGUGGCAGAUGAGCUGACGAAACACCUAGCCCCACUCAAAGAGGGCCUGACUGACUUAACGAAACGCACUCACACCCUGGAAAACAAAAUGGCCGACGUUACCGCCAUCACCUCCAGCCAUGAGGCCACACUCAAGGAAGUGCAGGGACAAAUAGCAUACCUAGAGGACCUACAAGAAGACCUGAACAACAGAUCCAGGCGGAAUAACAUUCGCAUAAGAGGUCUGCCAGAAUCCUCCGCACCAGAGGCCCUCAACGCCAUGCUUCAUGAGGCCUUCAGCAGCUUGCUGCCAGACGCUCCACCGUCAGAUCUUCUCCUCGACAGAGCGCACAGGGCUCUCCGCCCGCCCUCCGCGAGUACCUCACAACCACGGGACAUCAUAGUCCGCUGCCACUACUUCCAUAUUAAGGAAGCAAUAAUGCGCGCAACUAGAGAGACCCCACUUCAAAUAGAAGGCCAUGCGGGCCUUAACAACCCCAAAAAACGUCACGCCCUACUACGAUGGGCCCACAGCCAAAAAGCAGACAUUCUCUUAGUUCAAGAAACCCACUUCACCCCUCACAAACACUUCCCACUCCAGAACAAGCACUACAACCGCAGCUUCCAUGCCAACUCACCAGAAGCUAAAACCAAAGGAGUAGCCGUCAUACUUAAAGCAUCCUGCCCUCUGACCGAUGUCCAAGCUUUCCCGGACAAGCAAGGUAGAUACCUCACGCUCACAGGCAAAAUAGGACCCUCAACCUAUUCUAUCACCUCCUUAUACGCCCCCACAACCCCAGACCCAGCUUUCUGGCAAACAUUCUCGGCCCACCUAACAACGCUCAAAGCAACCUUCACCAUUGUAGGGGGCGACUGUAACGCCACACACCACCCAACCCUGGACCGCACAACCAAAUCCCAGGGAGAACCACGACCCUCACACAACGACGCCCCUUUCUCUCAAUUCCUUCACACACACAACCUCCUGGACAUAUGGAGAGCCCAGCACCCCUCCACUCGAGAUUAUACGUUCUACUCCCAUCCCCACAACACCUACUCCCGUAUCGACUACUUCCUCAUCUCCCCAAACAUCACAUCCAGAAUCACACACACCUCCAUAGGCCAUAUAACAUGGUCGGACCAUGCCGACAUCUCCCUCACCCUCUCAAUUCCCAACAUGACACGUCCGUGGACAUGGAAGCUCAACUCACAGCUCCUACAAGACAAGCUCGGAACCAUGUCCCUGGCAGAAAACAUAAAGGAGUACUUCACCUUGAAUGACCCUUCUGUGUCCUCCCCAAUCACCCUUUGGGCGGCCCACAAACCGGUCAUAAGAGGCAAAUUAAUAGCCAUUGCAACGACACACAAAAAACAACAUAACAGACAACUCAUGGACACCAUCUCUGAAAUAGGCCGUCUAGAAACUCUACACAAGCAAAACCCAACUCCCUCUCUUUUUGACCAGCUCUCAUCAGCUAGGACCCUGCUCAAACGCCUCUCACUCUCAGCCACAGCUAAAGCACUCACAUGGACCAAACAAAAAUACUACGAGAAGGGUAACAAGGCAGACUCGAUGCUAGCAAAACGUCUCAAACACCUAACGGACUCGAAACGAAUCUCCAAGAUUCGUACAUCAGACGGCACACUGAGUAGAGACCCCCACACAAUCGGGAAAACAUUCCAACAAUACUUUACGUCCCUCUACAACCACACCCCGAACCCCCAAACCGACCUCACCCAAACCUUAACAGACGACUUCCUCAAAACACUCUCCCUCCCCUCCCUCACAGACACAGCUAGAACGAUAAUCUCCGCAGACAUCACCCCAGAAGAACUGCAAGCAGCUAUAAAAACCUUAAAACCCAAUAAAAGCCCUGGCCCUGACGGCCUGACAGCUAUCUACUACAAAACAUUUGGAGACAUACUCACCCCACGACUAUGCAAAGUAUUUAAUGAAAUGCUCAAAGGCACCCCACUACCCCCCGACAUGACGCGAGCGAACAUUACUCUCCUACCCAAACCCGGUAAGACCCACGAAGACCCAGGCCACUUUCGCCCAAUUUCACUCCUGAACAUAGACUUAAAACUCCUGACCAAAGUGAUGACGACAAGAAUCAACCCCCUCUUACCAAAACUUAUCAACCCAGACCAAGCACUGACAAGCCCAGAUUCUGAAGCCCAACUACCAGAUUUGCUUGAAAAUAUUUCUGCACAAGUGAACAGUGAGUCGAGCAGCAUAACAAACUCAUCCAAUAAUUUAGCACUUGUAGUAAGCAUGUUAUCACAAGUUAAUAACGUCGCCACAACAGUACAAAAAUCAUUAAUGCAGAAUUUCCUUUCUACAGUCAACGUUGUAGUUAACGAUUCAUCUGUUGCUGCUUGGAAAAAUGCACCGGAUCAAACCGCACAAAGUUCAAAUCUACUUCAGUCCGUGGAAAACUUUGCUAAUAAACUUGUUUUCAAUGUAACGGUAUCCAUAAAAGCUAACACAAAUGUCCAGUUAGCAGGCCUUAUUGUAGAUCAAAACACAAAUACAUUUCAAGAAAAUUUCACUUUUGAUGGUAAUUUGACAGGCAAUGUUUAUACAAACACUCUGAAGCAUAUUCCACCGAACUCAAGCAUUGUGAGCAUUGCAUAUUCAACCUUAAAGGACAUUAUACCUACCGGAAAUAAUACACAGGUAUUGAAUGGUCUUGUCAUGACUACUACUAUUUCUAACAGAACCAGUACAGAGGACUUUAAAAUUUCAAUGAACUUUAAAACGAGCAAUAACUCGUUAAAGAAUCCCAAAUGUGUUUUCUGGAACUUUACCACAGAGUCUUGGGAUGGUGCUGGGUGCAGCAUUGUAGGAAAUAAUUCGGACAAUGUAUCAUGUGAAUGCACCCACUUGACUUCAUUUUCAAUUCUGAUGUCGUAUGGUGACCCUAAACCGAAACCUGUAAUUGAAGUAAUAAUAUUGGACUAUAUAACUUACAUUGGUGUUGGAAUUUCCAUGCUUAGUUUGGUUAUUUGUAUCUGUGUCGAAGCCACAGUGUGGAAGUCAGUGACAAAGAACAAAACCUCUUACAUGCGUCAUGUUUGUAUAAUAAACAUCGCAGUAUCGCUCCUGCUUGCGGAUAUUUGGUUUAUUAUCGGAGAUGCAUUGACUCCAAAGUCAGGAGUACCUGUAUCAGAUGCCUGUGUGGCUACCACCUUCUUUACACAUUUUUUUUACCUGUCCGUGUUUUUCUGGAUGCUAACGAUGGGGCUUAUUCUCUUCUAUCGCCUUGUUUAUGUUUUGCAUGACAUGAGUAAAACUAAUAUGAUGACUAUAUCAUUCGCUCUGGGCUAUGGAUGCCCUCUGGUUAUUUCGGUAAUUACUGUGGCUGUCACCCAGCCAAGAAACUUAUAUACAUCAAGCAAUGCAUGCUGGCUGAACACAACGGAGAGCAAAGCAUUCAUUGCAUUUGUGGUGCCAGCGUUAGCAAUUCUGCUUGUGAACGUCAUGAUUGUUUUUGUAGUUCUGAAAAAACUCUGCAGACCUGCUGUUGGAGACAAACAAAAAAAGGACGACUCAAGCACGUUGAAACACAUUGCAAAAUGCAUUCUGAUUUUAACUCCCCUGCUUGGUCUCACCUGGGGAUUUGGUAUUGGAACAGUGGCUAGCCAGGAAACAUGGAUCCAUGGUAUUUUUGCAGCUCUCAACUCACUUCAGGGUUUAUUUAUUCUGCUGUUUGGGUGUUUGAUGGACAAAAAGGUACGAGAGGCUUUGUUCCACACAUUCUCACUGUCCAGAUUCACUUCACAACAGACCAAGACUACCAACACCAACUCUUCAGAUUCUCCAUUCCCUAAGACAGUCAUGAACAAAGGAGUCUUCAAUCUGUUUCAUAAAAAAGGAGCUUACAACAUUUCUUCAGCUCACGUGAGUUCUUCAAGCGACAUUCCAUCAAAUUCAUAUUCACUACUUCACUGACAGUGAAUUGAAAUUCCAAUGAAAAUUCUGAUGCAUUUGAUUUUUACUUGGAUAUUGUGAUUUUCAUAAACAAAUACUGUAUGCACUUUAUUUCAUUUGCCAAAGCUCCUGACACCCUUUCAGUACAUGGAACAUAGAAUUAUGGGGUUUAUUGUCAAACCUCCGUAAAUGUAAGAUUAAAAGUCCUCACCGUGUGAAAGAUAUUCAUAGCACUGAUAGUUCAUGUGUUUCUUUUCUUUCAAAUGUGAUUAUCAUUCACUAGCUAGACCUCUUGAGCUGUUGAUGAAUCACAGUCCCUCUAAAUUAUACUCGUAAAAAGGAAGUGGUGAGUGUUGUGGGAAUUAUUCAUGGAUAUGGCAGUGAGGGGAUCUC
This is a messenger RNA of Pelobates fuscus (common spadefoot toad), 7004 nucleotides long. Its product is annotated as adhesion G protein-coupled receptor F5-like. Bases 243 to 6632 code for a protein of 2129 amino acids. Gene Ontology annotation, cellular component: membrane. NCBI's taxonomy places the organism in Eukaryota, Metazoa, Chordata, Amphibia, Anura, Pelobatidae. The record is from RefSeq and is a predicted model, not a curated record. Gene Ontology annotation, biological process: cell surface receptor signaling pathway; adenylate cyclase-activating G protein-coupled receptor signaling pathway. The transcript has 22 exons. Gene Ontology annotation, molecular function: catalytic activity; G protein-coupled receptor activity.